CCGGAAUAUGAGCACCUUCGCGUCUGCUAGAAGUAGCAGCCCCAACUCGUCACUCCCCCUAUAUAAGCUUAGCAUCGAGCUUGUCUCCAUGAUUCUUACCUACGGCUGUGACACCGAUAUCCUACUCAGGUUGGACAAUUGGAAGAGGCUGCUGAGGUCGCUCUUGACUAUCACAUCGGUAUCCAUUGGGCUCCGUAAUGUGGCGAUCGAGACUCCUGCCUUGUGGUUUCGGGUCCUCAUCAGGCCAGGCCGCACUGAUAAAGCGAGUUGCCUCAAUUCACUCAAUAUCGCCAAGCUGUUUUUUCAGCGUGCAAAGACGAAGAAGACAACCAUUUUCAUUUGCCUCCCACCCCCCUUCCCGCGGGAUCAGAUUCCUGUAUCCGCAUUCCAGGAAGCUAUUGGAUGCAUAAACAUUUUUUUCCCUCUUCCAGGGAAGCUUCGGAAUUUGAAGAAGCUGAAGGUGUUUGGCAUCGACUACUGUUGGGACGGUCAUCUCUUCGAAGAGGAUGAUCCUGAGAUCCAGCUUGACACAUUGGAAAUCCAAACACCGGUCAGUCGACUGAGUGCUAUUUCAGAUUUCAGCAAGUCUAUGGCAUCGUCAAUUCGCACUUGCGUGCUUGACGGCGUGGUAGACUCCUUGGAUGCCUGUAACGAAUUCUUCAAUAACGCCGUCAAUAUUAAACACUUGGAAUUAGGGUAUAAAUUUCUGGUCACAUCCCGUGGCCGAUCCGUCGCCCUCGCGGCCGGUUCCCCUGUGACACUGCCAGCACUCACCAGCGUCAAACUUUGCUCCUCUUCGCACAAGUAUUUCUUUGAUUGUUUAUCUUUCCCUUCGCUUCGCCACCUCUCUCUUCGAACAGAUCGCCACCCUUCUCUUGACCUGAUACGGCGCCCACCACAGUGGUUAUCAGAUGGACAUGGACCACCUCUCUGCACUCUCUCCGUAUCAGCGAGUACUUUGCUGAGCGCCAUCCCUGCCAUUGCAAUCCUCUUCGUAUGCAUGAAUGUUGUCAUGUUAGAGUGCCAGACAACCUGCGAGACGCUCAACAGAUUACUUGAUUUUAUUGGAAGUGUUCUACCUGGGGGUCAGGGAGCUUUCGAACGGCUAUCGUACUUCCGUAUCAGUUAUGAUGGCCGGCCGCUUGACGACGCUCAGACUGUGGUGGCAGCGGACUGGAUCGAACGCAUCUUAACUCACAAACUCGAAUUACGG
Molecule: messenger RNA, 1213 nt
Organism: Cantharellus anzutake
Lineage: Eukaryota; Fungi; Basidiomycota; Agaricomycetes; Cantharellales; Hydnaceae
Exons: 2
Source: RefSeq, a predicted model, not a curated record